This is a messenger RNA of Rhododendron vialii, 2448 nucleotides long. RefSeq lists its product as uncharacterized. The record is from RefSeq and is a predicted model, not a curated record. Bases 474 to 2024 code for a protein of 516 amino acids. Lineage: Eukaryota; Viridiplantae; Streptophyta; Magnoliopsida; Ericales; Ericaceae. The transcript is spliced from 3 exons.
GCGGUUUUUAAGUUUCAAAUGGGCCAAAUAGGUGACGUGCCAAUUAUUCAUUGGUUGGCCGGACAACCCAUUCUACACGGCCCCCGUGUAGAAUUUAUAAUCUCUUUUUGGAAACUAGGCCCGAGUGCACCGAGAGUAAAUUGGUGUGCAUAUAGAACUCCCCGGUAAAUCUCUGAUUUCAAAUGGCUCUCUCUCCACAAUCACCAUUGAACUCCUCGCAGACUUCGCUCACACACACAUGGAUAUACUAGCUCAAUACAUAGAGAUAAAGAGAGAAACAAGCGCAUCCACCACCAUUUGAAGAGAGAGAGAGAGAGAGAGAGAGAGAGUGAGAGAGAAAUACCCCAAAAUAGUGUCUUUACCUUCCAACGGAGCCAUGGCAGAAAGGGCGUAUUGUUUGACCAUCUAGACAUCGAGAGAGAGUCGACGGAGAAAAAAGCAGAGAGAGAGAGAUUGGAUUCUGCACAUAUGUAAUGCAUCAGAAGAAAUCCGAAGUCCAGAUCGGAAAAGAAAGCAGCGGUGUCUCUUCCGAUUUCAACCCCACACUGCCCCUCCUCCACCACACCCAACACAACUUCAAUGCCACUCCCCUCCGGAAUCUCCCCCAGAUUCUCAUCGACCCAUCCUUUCCCCUGAAUACUAAUAAUGACCCAAUUACCCCUACUCCCUCAUCCUCAACCCCCAAAACUACGCCUCACAAGCGUCCUCUCCUAACCCAGACCUCUAUUCCAAACCCUAACCCUUCUUCCAGUUCUCUCUCCAAAUCCCCCACCUUGUCCAAUUCCCUUCACCAAUACCCGUUUUCAUCAUCAAACACCCAAUUACCACCGUUAUCGGCACUAGGAUUUAAGUUUCUGAACAGGUCUUCGAUGGCGAAGGCAGCCGUCUCAAGCCUCCUCCGCCGCCUCCACAACCUCCGCCGCCUCCGCAUCCACCUUCGACUCAUCCUCCUACUGUCUCUCCCAUUCUUCUACUUCUUGGUAUCCCAUCCGAGCCACUCCUUCGUGCUCGAUUUCCUCUCCGCCUUCGCCUUCUCUGCUGCCCUGCUGUUCUCUCUCAACCUAGCUCUCCCCCGCCUCCCCUCGAUCCGCCUGUUCCUUGCCCGGUCGUUCCCCAUUAAGCUCUCGUCUUCGAGCCACGCGUGCAGGUCGCCUCUCCCGGUGUUUUGGUCGAUUGGGUCGAGGCCGAAACCGGAGAAGAAAGUGAGUUCGGGAUGUUGGGUCGAGGUUUAUGGCAAUGGGGAUGUGUACGAAGGCGAGUUUCAUAAAGGGAAGUGUUCGGGUUGCGGGGUAUAUUACUAUUACAUGAGUGGAAGGUAUGAAGGGGACUGGAUUGAUGGGAAGUAUGAUGGUUUUGGGGUGGAGACUUGGGCAAGAGGGAGUCGGUAUCGAGGGCAGUAUAGGCAAGGCCUUAGGAAUGGGUUUGGUGUAUAUAGGUUUUAUACAGGUGAUGUAUAUGCAGGGGAAUGGUCAAAUGGGCAGAGUCAUGGGUGUGGAGUUCAUACAUGCGAAGAUGGUAGCCGGUAUGUGGGAGAAUUCAAGUGGGGUGUCAAGCAUGGGUUUGGUCACUAUCAUUUCAGGAAUGAGGAUGUUUAUGCUGGAGAAUACUUUGCCGACAAGAUGCAUGGAUUUGGAGUGUACCGUUUUGGAAAUGGGCAUCGGUUUGAAGGAGCCUGGCACGAGGGAAGAAGGCAAGGACUGGGAAUGUACACUUUCAGAAAUGGGGAGACCCAAUCUGGGCACUGGAAUAAUGGGAUUCUUGAUGUCCCAAGUACACAAAACAAUUCCUAUCUUGUUUCUCCCGUUGCGGUUUAUCAUUCCAAAGUACUCAAUGCUGUCCAGGAAUCCAGACGAGCAACAGAGAAAGCAUACGAUGUGGCUAAGGUGGACGAAAGAGUGAACAGAGCAAUAGCAGCAGCUACCAGGGCCGCAAAUGCAGCUAGAGUAGCCGCAGUAAAGGCCGUCCAAAAACAGAUGCAUUACAAUGGCAACAAGGACAAUAAUGUCCAGAUGCCUAUCGUUUGAGACUGGUAAUGAAAACUCUAUUGUCCGUAGAAUCAUCAGGCUUCUACGAACGAUUUGGCUACAGGAGGAUAUUGCAGUUGCAAUUUCCCGUAGGCUCUGUAGAGGUUUUACGUUUCUUUCCUCGGGAGGAUGUAGCAUGAUUUUGCCGUUUCUUCGUUGGAGGAAGUGGUUGAAUGGAUGAGUAGCUUAGUUGUCCCUUUUUGCUCUUUACUUUGUGUAAGAUAGCUAGGGAAAUGAUGGCAUCCAAAUGCAUCUUUUCACCAAUUUUAGUUGUUGUUUUGGUCCGCUCUUGUAAAGUUCAACCAGUUGUAAAUUUGUAACCUAUAGCUGACGCGCUGGUGCCUAGGGAAAACCUUAAUCCAGCAAGUUUUGUAUUGAGCUGAUAUCGUGGCUAAUCGAGUAGGAGAUGGCUUUGUUCGGUUCA